AUGAAGAAAGUCAUCGAUCAACACGAUGGCCGCGAUCCUGUGGAUUGUAACAAAAUAAUUCCCCAUCUUGCCACGACGAUCGACGGUGGGCUGACGCCUACCGAAGAAGAGCAGAAGACCUCAUCGUUCACCAAACGAGUGAUCGAGUAUAAGAAACGAACGAAAUAUGGAAAUAAAUCGUUUGUGGUGUCCGAGACGGUCGUUGAACAUCGGUCUAGUCACCGGGUCAUACGGCACACUAACGGGCGCGGAGGGGCAAGUGUCGAAGUGCACAAGUAUGAUCAUGAGCUAUUUGAUUUGAAACCCACACGAAUUACCCCGAUUCCUGUGAUACGCGAAUACAAAAACGGAUCAGAUUAUGAGCUGAACUAUGAUCAAUACCUCCCUGAUGAGGCACCGGUUUCGAAAGCACCGAAACAUCAAUUAAGUCGUGGUUUCAGUUGCUAUAUUAAAGGUCUUUUUGACGGAUUCGAUGGAAAGGACAUUCCUCACAUCAUCCGUCAUAUCCGACGAAGAUAUCCAAAGGGUGGACAAGCUCUUACUAAUUGUUUGCUUUCUGGAAAAAUGGAACGCAUUGUUGAUCAGCGUAUUCGAGACUUUAUCCAUCACUUUUCGAAGAUCAAUCCGGAUACCGGAAGGAUCAUCGGAUCAAUUCGAGGAAACGACUUCUUCCAUUUGGGCGGACUUCACAACAACUUAGGCAACACUGGAAAAAUCUAUCUUGACAAUUUGAUGAGAGGAAAAUGUCGGAGACGUCGAGUGCAUCGUUUCCGAAAAGACGAACCAAUAUUGCCGGCGGAAGAGAAGAAGGCGAUCGUUGAGGAGAAACCAAUUGUCAAGCCGAGUGAACCGAAAAAAAAGAUCCUCGAAGUAGAAGACUACGGGCUGGAUUUUGAAACGGAAAGGGAUCGGUGUCUUCGAGAAAAGAUUUUGUUCGAGGAUCCGGAAUUUCCGGCAACCAACAAGAGCCUGUACUACAGUACUCCACCAAAAGCUCAAAUUGUCUGGAAGCGUCCAGGGGAUAUCGUUUCGAAUCCUCAACUCAUUGUCCAAGGCGAAUCGCGUUUUGAUGUGAAGCAAGGCGCAUUGGGAGAUUGUUGGUUCCUCGCUGCACUCGCCAACAUCACUCUUUAUGAUGCGCUUUUCUAUCGUGUGGUUCCACCGGAUCAGAGUUUCACCGAUAAUUAUGCCGGAAUAUUCCAUUUCCAAUUUUGGCACUAUGGAAGAUGGGUUGACGUUGUUGUCGAUGAUCGCCUUCCAACAGUCAAUGGAAAACUCUACUAUUUGCAUUCCGAAACCAACAACGAAUUCUGGAGUGCUCUGGUCGAAAAGGCUUAUGCAAAGCUUCAUGGAGGUUACGAAAAUCUUGACGGCGGCACGACGGCAGAGGCUUUAGAAGACUUCACGGGAGGCCUCACUGAGUACUUUGAUCUUCGCAAGGUCGACAAGGCAGCAGUUCUUGCUGAACUCGUGAAAGGAAUGGAAAUGGGUUCCCUCUUUGGAUGUUCGAUCGAUGCGGAUUCGACUAUUCGCGAAGCUCAACUUAGCAAUGGAUUAGUGUGCGGUCAUGCCUACAGCAUCACCGCAAUUCACUCGAUCACUUAUUGCGGUGAAAAUAUCACCGUGUUGCGUUUGAGAAAUCCAUGGGGAAAUGACAAAGAAUGGAAUGGGGCGUGGAGUGAUCGGUCGUCGGAAUGGACAAGAAUUGAUGAGCCAACGAAGAAGCUUUUGAGCGUUAGCUUCGCCAAGGAUGGUGAAUUCUGGAUGUCAUUCGAUGAUUUCUUCGCAAACUUCACACAAAUGGAAGUUUGCAAUCUGAGCGCCGAAAUUUUCGACGAAAUCUCCGAAAUGACUGGAGUGAAUGUUAAGGAAAAUCAAACAGAUGAAGUUGCCCUUUGGAAUGAGCACAUGGAGCAUGGAGCAUGGGAUAGUAAGAAGGGAACUGCUGGAGGCUGCCUCAACAAUCAAACAACUUAUCACACGAACCCGCAGUACGCAUCUUACUUCAGCGUGCCACAGAACUCUGUAGAAAAUGAUGGAAACGUGACAGUGAUUGUAGCAGUCCUUCAAAAAUAUAGAAGAGAGUUGAGAUCUCAAGGAAAGGACUUGCUUCCAAUCGGAGUAUCCAUUUACAAGUCGGAUGGUUCUCGCAAGCCGCUUCCGGCUGACUUCUUCCGUCGGAAUCGUCCAGUUGCUCGUUCUUCGGUGUUUGUGAACACCCGAGAAGUCACAGUUCAUUUUCGUGUAACCCCUGGAGAAUAUAUUGUCAUUCCGAGCACGUUUGAUCCAUAUGACGAUGCUGAAUUCCUAUUGAGAAUCUAUUCCAACGGCCCUCUUAAUGCAACGUUUGUUUCAAAUUCGAAAUAA
Molecule: messenger RNA, 2367 nt
Organism: Caenorhabditis bovis
Lineage: Eukaryota; Metazoa; Nematoda; Chromadorea; Rhabditida; Rhabditidae
Source: the annotation of a GenBank genome assembly